Ichthyophthirius multifiliis is the source of this 221-nucleotide messenger RNA. RefSeq lists its product as hypothetical. The record is from RefSeq and is a predicted model, not a curated record. Gene Ontology annotation, molecular function: RNA binding. The transcript is spliced from 3 exons. NCBI's taxonomy places the organism in Eukaryota, Ciliophora, Oligohymenophorea, Hymenostomatida.
AUGCCUUGGAUGAUAAACACAAACGAAUUAUUUGAACUUGCUUCUGAAAAAAAUAAUAUAUAAAUUGAAAAAAUUACAACUACUUAUACAGGAAAAAAUAAUAAUAGUAUAAUGGAAGCUGAAGUUCAUUUUUUAAAUUUAAAAGAUGCCCAAAAUUUUAUUGACAAUUAUAACGAAGCCACUUUAGAAGGAAAAGAAUUAAAAGUUUUCUUAAUUUGAUC